AUGUAUGACUUAAAGGCUUGGGCUGAGUAUGUUGUGGAAUGGGCUGCAAAGGAUGGCUUCCUUACAUACGGCUUCCUUACAACAGUUAUUUUGGCUCUGACUCCAUUGUUUCUAGCAAGUGCUGUGCUGUCUUGGAAACUGGCCAAGAUGAUUGAGGCCAGGGAAAAGGAGCAAAAGAAACAAAAACGUCAAGAAAAUAUUGCAAAAGCUAAACAACUAAAAAAGGAUUGA
Messenger RNA from Cervus elaphus (red deer), 231 nucleotides. Its product is annotated as small integral membrane protein 15-like. Bases 1 to 231 code for a protein of 76 amino acids. The transcript has a single exon. The record is from RefSeq and is a predicted model, not a curated record. NCBI's taxonomy places the organism in Eukaryota, Metazoa, Chordata, Mammalia, Artiodactyla, Cervidae.